CUCCCGUGGGAUCUGCAAGCGCGCGCGCGCAGUCGCGUCCGGGCGUCGACGGGAUCGUGUUCCGGCAAUCCGACUCUGCGUGAAACGAAGGCAGGCGAAGGAGCCAUAGACGAGGAGAGGCUGCAGCCCGUGAGGCCUUUGUUUGAUCAUUGGGGUUCGAUCCUUACGCCAGCAAGACAAAGACUGGCCCCAGCCCGAUUGCCACCCUGUUUAUUGAAGGAGCAACACACUGAGCGCCGCACAAUCUGGCCGUAUGGACGAUAAACAUUUCUCACUCUCACGAGAAGCUGACAACCCAUCGGUUCCGCUGCCACAGUAAUUUUCAAUGCCAGUGGUUGAAACGCCCGUAACGCUAUCCUGACAACAGUCACGGGGUCCAAAGGUCCACAAGGUGGCGGAGCCCUAAUCGCGUGCUGGCAUAGUGCUUCGUGGAGACAAGGAAGUUACCAAACGGGAGGUUGCCACACCGGAGUUGGCAGCGUUGUUGGACUUCGAAGCUCGGCCAGCUGCGUGACACGGGCGAGCAUGGACCGCUGUCCGAAUGAGGGCUGCCUGAAGGAGCUUUCGGAAACAGAAAUCAAGCCGCACCUGGAAAGAUGUGCCUAUCGAACGACUCGCUGCAAUCUGUGCAGCACAGACGUAGUUUUGAACAGUUUCCUUGAGCACUGUACCACCACUUGCCCCAAGAGAAGCGUUAUAUGCAAGGUCUGCACAGCUGUGAUCUUCGCAGGGGAAAUGCAGGAACAUUCCAAGACUUGCCACAGUGUGGGCGAUAAAAUAGAAAAAUCUAUCGUCCCACAGGGUAAAGGUGCCUCGAAGAAAAAGGCAAAGAGUGGCAACAUCAACACGGAUGCCGAAAUCAAAGAACUGCGGAAACUACUGAACGCUGCGAUGAAGGAGAUAGCCGAGCUGAAGCUUUCACAGAGCGUUCAGGAGAGAAAGACGGCCGCCCUACUGCGUCGAACGGGGGCGUCGUACGUCUGGUGUCUGGAGUCGUACCGCAUACUUCGCCGGCAUGCGAUCUCGCGCCGUGACGACUGUCUCAGCGAGCCAAUCUUCUUCGGCCUGGCCGGCUGCAAGUUCAGGCUGCAGGCUAACCUGUACGGCAUCGGAUGCGGUGCUGGCACGCACAUGGCUUUUUUCGUCCAGUCCAAGGUCGUGGAUGUGGCCAGAAUGGACAGUUGCUGUGUCAAGAAAACUAGGUGCUUGAUCCGGGUGGCCUCGCAGCGGGAGGGCGUGGAUCACGUCGACCUUACGUUCGACUUCUCUGUCUCGGGUCAGGACCGUCGACGCUCCACGAGCCGUCCGCUGCACAUGUGGAACACGCUUUUCGGCCGCGAGAAGUUCAUCCUCUUCGAAGAGCUCGAAGACCAGCGUGUUGGAUACGUUGUUGAUGACAUGUUGAUCCUGGAAUUUCACGUGAUAGACUGAUUAAAUAAAACAAACGCAAGAACAAGCAUGAAGCAAAGAAA
Messenger RNA from Dermacentor albipictus, 1472 nucleotides. RefSeq names its product TNF receptor-associated factor 5-like. The record is from RefSeq and is a predicted model, not a curated record. Gene Ontology annotation, molecular function: protein binding. NCBI's taxonomy places the organism in Eukaryota, Metazoa, Arthropoda, Arachnida, Ixodida, Ixodidae.